UCAGUGCUUACAUUGGCCAGAGAUUAGACGACACCCCCCUCCUCUUCCUCCUCCUGCUGUGGCAGCUUCAACAAACUGGGGGAUAUGGGAGGAGCGACUGUUUGAGGUCCAGGUGGUCCAGCCUGCGUAAAAGCGCACUGAAUGCUCGCCAAACUCUUGUGAAACUACACUCGCUGUUUGCACCUCUAUGAAUGAGUUGUUUUGAGAUAAAAGAACGCCUUCUGGAUUUCCAGCUGGAAGAAGAAAAACAACAACAACAACAACAAAAAAGGAGUUGAAGGCGUGCUUCACUUCGAUCUAUCUCUCUCUUUAAAAAAAAAAAAAAAAAAAAACUACGAGUAAACGGCUUGAAACAAAGCGGGACAUUUUUUUAAUUAUUAUUUUUGGGUCCUCCACAUCCAAAGUUAGAGACGGCUUUUAUCGACGAGAAGUGGAGAUAUGUUCAAGAAAACUAAGAGUAAAGUGCUGGUGGAUUAUGCGUCAGAGGAGGACGACAUGUCCUGGCACUAUCAUCACUCCUACAAGGACAAAGACAUAGAAGGAGAGGAAGAGGACGAGGAAGCAGCCACUGCAGUGUCCAAGGAGGCCAAGGUGAAGAAGAUCAUGUCCAAGAAGGAGAGGAGGGAGAAGAAGAUGUUCUCCUCCAAAGAUGACGAGCACUUUUUGUUGACCGGCGUGAAGCUGACUGAUCGUAAAGGGCCUCAGAAGAAAAGCAAGGAUGAUGAGAAGGAGAAGGUGAAGGAGAAAGAGGAGAAAAAGGACAAGCCAGACAAGGGCUUAUGUUUCUGGGAGAGUGUUACUAUGACGAUGAGGCAAAUCUCCCCCACUAAGAAACUAGAGAAGAUAGAGGGAUGGGAGCCACCACAGUUGGAGAACUUAACUGAGACUGAGACUGAUGAAGCCCCUGUGGAGAACAGCCAGAAUGGGGACUUUGCGGUGCCCUUCCCUAACACUAUGAGUGUCUCAAUGCCUACGUGGGGGGGCCAAGGUCUGGAGGAAGACUCCUCUCGUUACGCUAACCUGACAGACUCCAGUGAUUCAACAGCUGGUGUAAAGUGGAUGGCCCGUGCCAAAGUAAAGCUGGCAGGCAUCAGCAGGAUGAGCAGAGGGAUUGUGUCAGAAGGCACAUGGGGAGGCUUUAAAUAAUAGCAUAUAGACACACCUUCUUUCCAGACCCCUCCAAUAUCAGAGGAUGAGGAUCUGAACCAAAUAUCUUUCUGUUUUUGUAGUAUAGUUCCAAAUAAAAUCUGUUUUAAUGCAACUUACUGUAAAAACAAAAAGAAAAAGAAAAAGAAAAGUGGCCAUAGUCAUCCACAAUCUGAAAUGAAGUUGAUGCCAAGUGCCUUAAAGUGCAAUACCACUGAUGGCCACUAGAUGUUUGCUUCAAAACAUCUCUAGGUCCCAUAGACUCCAAUUAGAGAACAUCUACUUGUGACUCCAUAAAGUCUGAAUAUUUUUCUACAAGUCAGUGGGUUUUUGAUAGAUUCAUUCCUUAAUCACUGUGCAGGUGGUCAUUUCCAGACCAAGAGGCAGCAGCUAAAGGAAAAAAACUCGAGGCUUGAAAACAGCAGUCCUCAGAACAAUGGCUGACGUCACAAUAGCUUAUUUUAUUUACUGGUAAGUGAAGUAAAUUAUUGAACAUGAAGUAUGUUGUUUUAGCCUUUAAUAAACUGCAUUUCAACUGUGUAAUUUUUUAACAGGGUUUUCACUGUCGAAUCACUGAUAUACACCAUAAACCUGAUAAUCUGAAAGCCUUAAACUGCUGUACCUUUUCAACUGUGAUUUCGUGUGUGGCAUUUGAAUACAUGAAAUGGCCAUUGAUUAGACUUUUGGGUUUAUAAUAAGCCACAUCUGGUAUUACAGAGGCUGUCUGAAUUUCUCCUAUUGUGUUUGAAUUGUUGAGGGUGUGUUUGUGCUAGGUCAUAGCAGGGUUAUACAUAAUGUCUGGCAUGUUAACAGUCUUCAUUUCAUCAUCCACUCUUACAUUUUCAAUUUGCUAAUAAUUAUUACCCAAGUGUUUGAGAGCCACAUGAAAAGGAUGCACUACACAAGAGAUUUAUCAUUUUUAUGUUUAACACUAACCUAAUACAGUGCUUUCUCACAGCAUAUUUUAAUGAUAAAUGAAUUACUCUUCUUAAUGACAUGCCCAUUUACAAGUUCUUUUUGUGCAAACCUCUUGUCUCUACACUCCAUCCCAAACAGUGUCAACAUGGCAUUUCAAUUAGUUUUUGAAAAUUUAUAAAUUGUUGAAAAGUACCUCCUCCAUGCACACAUUAAGUGCCUUAAAAUGACAUCAUGUGUUUCCUGUAAAUUUUAACUUGACAAAAUCUGUUGCAGCAUCAUGACUUUGCUGCAGGUGCAGGUAUCCAACAUUCAUCUGUGCUAAACCAGCUUGGGGCACGUCCUGGUUUCCACUUACAAACCAGUGUGCAACAAGCAGUGUUUGCCUAAGUGUUCCAAUAAUAAUCACUUCUUUCAUGCUGUUUGUACAUAUUUGUAUAUUAGAUUAAACUGAGUUAAUGAAGAGCAAUUUCAUUUCUACAAUGAUGUAGUUUUCUUUUCUCAUCUUUUUGUUUACUUAAUUCAUUUGAUGCUGGAGUCAGCCUCAUCACAGCCUGAGAUGUACUCAGAUACAGCUCAGGUCCACUGCCACAGAUACCUGUAUCCUGUGUUUAUUUAGUAAAGUGCUGGGUCACAUUUCCUCAAGAAUAAAGAUGAAGUCUCACA
This is a messenger RNA of Melanotaenia boesemani (Boeseman's rainbowfish), 2727 nucleotides long. RefSeq lists its product as uncharacterized. The record is from RefSeq and is a predicted model, not a curated record. Lineage: Eukaryota; Metazoa; Chordata; Actinopteri; Atheriniformes; Melanotaeniidae. Gene Ontology annotation, biological process: spermatogenesis. The coding region runs from base 439 to 1146 and encodes 235 amino acids. Gene Ontology annotation, cellular component: cytosol; nucleus. The transcript is spliced from 4 exons.